AUGAUUGCGGAGCCGUUAAUGACCACCCCAAAGCUAGGAGCUGAAGCGCUCGGAGAGCUCUCCCAAACUGAAAACAUCAUUCUUCCAAAAGAUGUUAAUCCCGAUCACUUCCUCUAUUCUUCCAAAAAGCACAUUCUAGUAUUUUUUUUCCUAUUAAUUCAUAUUAUGGUGGUGAUCAUUUUAGGCUGCUUAAUAUGUACUCAUCACGCGAAUACUUUCAUCGUUAUUUUGAUGAUCAUAUCAUUCUUCACUUUGCCUCUUUCUCUGGUUGUUCUCACAUACUUUCUUGGAGAAGAUUACAUACUGGACCUUCUUGAUGAUGAUGGCAAAAUGAAUUUGUUGGUAGAAGUCAUUCAUCAUAAGCCCAACGCGGACAAACGCACAUGGGACCUUAUUGCACAUAAUAUGAACCAAUUUGCAUACGAUCAUGGUAAAUAUUGCGAUAAGUCACUUUUCUAUGAUGGUGAUUGUUGUUAUAGAGUCUUCAGAUCAUUAGCAAUUGUGCCAUACGGAAAUAACUUAGACAGAAAUAAUGAAAUUGUAGAUCAUGAAGUAAGAAGUACUCACGGCACUGCAAAUACCAAUGAAAGGUGUCCUGAGAUGAAUUUCGAAUUACGAACUUAUAUUCUGAAAGCAUUGGCAGUUUACAGGGAAUCCGUUGAUAGUUAUUGGGCAAAUAAAUAUCCAGAACUCGCAGUUUGA
Messenger RNA from Saccharomyces kudriavzevii IFO 1802, 702 nucleotides. RefSeq lists its product as uncharacterized. Lineage: Eukaryota; Fungi; Ascomycota; Saccharomycetes; Saccharomycetales; Saccharomycetaceae. The record is from RefSeq and is a predicted model, not a curated record. The transcript has a single exon. Bases 1 to 702 code for a protein of 233 amino acids.